Molecule: messenger RNA, 952 nt
Organism: Magnolia sinica
Lineage: Eukaryota; Viridiplantae; Streptophyta; Magnoliopsida; Magnoliales; Magnoliaceae
Exons: 5
Coding region: 88-618 (176 amino acids)
Source: RefSeq, a predicted model, not a curated record
CCAGCUCGACCCGACGACCCGACGUAUUUUCACCGUUAUCUAUAAGAAAGAGAAUGAAUUCUUCCCACUGAAAUUGUAGCAAAUGAGAUGAGUUCUUCCAUUUCCCUCUCCUUCUCAAUCUCUCCUUCUUUCUCACCCCAUCGCCACUCAAACCCCUCUUCAUUUUCUCUCCGCCAUUCCCAUUUCCUUACCCACAAUCCCCUCUGUGGGCUCCAUACCCUCCCUUCCCUCAGAAGAACAAGAAAUACAGCCCCUCAAACUCUCCCAGCACGUGUCGUCAUCUCCGCCGUUCAAUCCAACUUCUUCAAAGUUCUUCAGACAGCUUUGAGAGUUGGGAAGGAUGGCAUCGAGGCGGGGACGAAUCUUGUGCCUGAUGUUGUUCCAAGACCAAUAGCGAGGAUUGGCAUAGCUGUUGUCAUUCUGACGGUUUCCCUAUUUGUACUCAAGUCACUCUUGUCAACAGCAUUUUUUGUUCUGGCAAUGAUGGGGCUCAUAUAUUUUGUAUACAUCACAUUGAACAAGGAUGAAGGCCCCGGAGGGGGUGGAGGCACUGGUGCUGGUGCCACAGAAGAGGAGACCUUGGAAGAAGCAAGAAGGAUAAUGGAAAAGUACAAGUAACUGAAUCGUAAUGGAGACAUUGCAGUGAUAGCAGAUGAGGAAUUCUCUACAGAUGGACACAUGAAGGAAGGUGGUGUAACUAUUGGGGUAGGUACAUACAUGUAUGAGGCCAGCCCGCAAGGUGCUGAAAACACUAGAUGUCAUCCAUGUGCUGGAUGAUACCAGAAAACGGCAUUUGUAUAUCAUCCUCACAUCUUUUUGCUGUGAUUGGACCAUAUCAAUCAAUAUCUUCUCUAUGUGCAGCACACAUAUAACCUUGAGAAAAUGCGGACCAUUCCCAUUAUGUUUUGCUCUUAAUAAUCAUAUACUGUCAUUGUGCUUGUGUUGUUUUUUA